Messenger RNA from Exophiala xenobiotica, 1432 nucleotides. RefSeq lists its product as uncharacterized. NCBI's taxonomy places the organism in Eukaryota, Fungi, Ascomycota, Eurotiomycetes, Chaetothyriales, Herpotrichiellaceae. Gene Ontology annotation, cellular component: nucleus. The record is from RefSeq and is a predicted model, not a curated record. The transcript has a single exon. Bases 531 to 1319 code for a protein of 262 amino acids. Gene Ontology annotation, biological process: regulation of transcription by RNA polymerase II. Gene Ontology annotation, molecular function: DNA-binding transcription activator activity, RNA polymerase II-specific; RNA polymerase II transcription regulatory region sequence-specific DNA binding.
CACGGGCGAAGCGUUACAAAUGUCCAGGUUGUACGAGUAUUGGGUGACGACGAGUAGUACUAAUAGUAAUAGCCAGCCAGCCAUCCACUUGGCGGGCAUCCCACUUUUGGCUGCGAACUUGUUCCUCGCACGGGCUUCGCUAAGCCCUUUCACGCCCUUUCUUCUUUUCUCUCCCACCAACUUCCGGGCGGGGCUUCUGCGCACCCGAUUCAUUUACGCUGUCCCAUCCGCAGCUUUUUCACCUUCUCCUUACCUCUCCUAUACUACCUACCCUCUUUGCGACAACGACUCUCACGGUGUGCCCUGGAGAGGGCAGUUCAAGCACUUGGUCUCUAAGCCUGCGUCAACGUUGUCGACCGGACUUGGGUCGCUAGCUGCAGCGACGCCCCGCGCCUUAAAUUUGUCAUCAACGCCCUUUUGUCGGUCAAGACAUCCACAGCCAAUCGACUAUAUCUCAAGCGACGGCUAGCACUACACAAGAGAAAGAGUUGGAGCGGCGCCAUAGUGGUUACAGUCGGGUAGCGAGGAUAAUGUCCAACUAUCGUGGCCGGACAGGGCCAAAUUUCUCAGAGUAUCUCAACAACCUGAAUACUCUUGCGCCCUACGAUCAAGAACAUUUUACGCCUGAAGAAUUCGAUCUCAACCAGGAUCUGGCCAUGUUCACCAAUACCGACUUUACUCAUUUUGACAUCCCUCCUCUACCCGAAGAUGGCUCCUUCAACUUCGAUCUGAACGAUUCCAAGAACAAUCCCAACGUGAAAUACGAAGGCCUUCUCUCCGGCGCUGACAGUGCUCACAACUACCCACCCCCGCAGAUUGAGACCUCGGUUCCAGAAGCCUCUCAUUAUUAUACCACCUACAACACUCCCAUUCAGCCUGCACCGGCGCACGGUUUCGGCAACGUUGACAGCCACGCGUCUCCCCACGACGCACCAUCAGUGGGCUCUCAAUCUGCCCCUAGAAAGGGUGAGACGCCCGGCGCCAACAGCAUAAAUUCCGAGGACAAGUCACGGCACGCUGCUGAGGAAGAUAAGAGGAGGCGAAACACUGCGGCCAGUGCUCGUUUCCGCAUCAAGAAGAAGCAGAGGGAACAAGCUUUGGAGAAGACGGUCAAGGACGUCCAAGACAAGAAUACGGAAUUGGAGGCCAAGCUGCGUCAGCUGGAGAUGGAGAACAAAUGGCUCAAAGAUCUUAUCACGGAGAAGAAUGGUUUGCAAUCUAAAGAGGAGAUGGCGGCAGCUUACCAGCAGUAUCGCAAGGACAGUGAAGAACGAGACUUGAAAGACUACGAACACACGACUGGAGUUGGCACUCAAUGAAUAUCAGCCCAAAAGAAAGCAAAAUCUGUUUCUUAGACUAUAUUUAAUGUUGGCUUCAUAUACCGAUCUCAGAUACAUCCGAUCAAAAAUGCAAUCAGUCUUCUCUACCUCCA